GUCUGGCCUCCCUCUAAUAAUGCCCUGGUACAACGACCUCGGCGCUGAACCGCCCUUUGAGUUUAUCAAGCAAGUAUUCUCUCGACAGCCGAGCAAAAUACUACACACUUGUGUAUUUUUCCCUUGGACCGCCGGCUCUCUAAGCACCCUCUGGAAUGGUUUCUUUCAGGAGUCUUCUGAUGAAUGGAAUGCAAUGAUUUCCGAAUUUCGGGACGCGGUCCUACUUGUUGGCGAUAAGGGAGCAUACAUUUUGCACCUACAAAGUUCAAAACCCAUUAUUUCAAUCUCAUUGCCUGUUACACGCUCCUGUGAUUGACUAUAGUGCCUUUGGAUCCUUACAACCACUUACUCCAGUAUGUUAACAGUCAGGGCUCUUGCGACUGACGUUGUAAAUGUUGCCUGGGCUCUCAGUUCAGACAAGUGGCUUGAUCCGCUCGUAAUACUCUCAUAUCUUGGCCUGGUCUUUAUCUACGACGUCAAGAAGCACCAAAUAGUCAGUCAGCUUCGGGGACACGGUGCUCCAAUAACAUCCGUGGCCGUCCACCCAAAGUUGCCUCACCUUUUCUGUACCACCUCAAGAGACUUCUCAACACGAGUGUACGAUCUCACGCUGAAACCCAAACAGCGGCCGUCCAAUCCUCAUUGGCCUCCGAAUAAGCAACCUAGUCUGGCUGGACCCGCCCAUGGUCUAGACAUGAGCCAAGCAGAAGGACCCGCAGAUGGUAUAGGGCGAUGUGUUCUGGUUCUCAUGGGUGGCAGAUCUGGAGGACAUCAAGGUGAAGUGCUAGGAGCUGAUUUUCAUCCAAGGCAACCACUUUUAGCGACAUGUGGAGCGAGUCCUCGAAGCCUUGUUAUGGAUCGAUUCAUCAAAAUUUGGCACCUCCCACCCCAGCUAGUCCGACAUAAGACAUCCAAGAAUAGCGUCCCUCUGCUCCGACAGGACAAGCCUCUUUUCAGUAGUAGCAGACUGCAUAAAUCACGGGUCAUAUCUGUCUCAUGGCUAGAGGAUGAUAUGCUAAUAUCUCAUUGUGCGCCUGCCAUGAUGCGUGUGUACCCCGCUGCCAUAGGCAACAAGACCACGUACAACGAACCGGGGACCAUUGUCUUGUGGCGCUGGCUAAGUCUUAAUAGAUUUUUCCCUGCAACCAAGCCUCCAGAUCAAGAAGUUCUGCGUGGAUGCGCGUCGGACUAUCAACAAAGUGCUUCAUUCAAAAUUUUAUCUGUCUACUCCAUCACGGAGUGUCUAGAACUUUACAACCCACCACGGCUUUCUAUUUUCAGGAGUGAAAAACAUAGUCCAUUCGUAUUGUUCACACGCCCAAAAUCGAACACCAUCACCAUGUAUAAUGUUUCCCAUUUCGACCCCCGCAAUGUGCCGCCAUAUACCUGGGAUGAGGAUGAGGUAGCUGAACUUACGGAGAGGAUGCAGUUGACGGAUGAAGAUGUGAUUGCACGCCGUGUUAAGGAGCAACCACCAGGUCCAGAAGGGUGGGAAGUAAUGCUCCAGGAAUGUAAUCGUACAGUUCCUGGAGUUGUCAAUGAUAUGAAGGAGACCCUUGUGUCCUGUUCGAUGGGGUUUGGAGGUCGGGUUAUUGUAGGAACGGGAUCACUGGGUAGUAUAUGGAUAUGGCGCAGGAAUCAUUUUUAGUUGACCUUUGCAACAUUGGACAUGCACGCUGAUAUAUGACACUUCAAGAUUUGAAAGGUAAAAGUAUGAUUGUAAAUACGCUAUCUACAUUCACGUAUUGAAAAAAGUCCUGUACCGCCAGCGCACCUCCUUU
Messenger RNA from Guyanagaster necrorhizus, 1781 nucleotides. Its product is annotated as WD40 repeat-like protein. Lineage: Eukaryota; Fungi; Basidiomycota; Agaricomycetes; Agaricales; Physalacriaceae. The record is from RefSeq and is a predicted model, not a curated record. The coding region runs from base 356 to 1648 and encodes 430 amino acids. The transcript has 8 exons. Gene Ontology annotation, molecular function: protein binding.